UUGUUAUUCAGAUGGUCCGCGAGGAAUUACUCAUUCUUCUGGGGACGCAGUCUCGAUGAGGGUAUCAAAUACCGCCUCGGCACCUUGUUUCCCGAGCAAUCCGUGCAGAACAUGAACGAGAUCGUCAUUAAACCACGGGAACUGCCGGAACAUUUUGACGCACGAGAAAAGUGGCCUGGACUAAUCCAUGAGGUGAGGGAUCAGGGAGAUUGCGGAAGCAGUUGGGCUGUUUCAACGACUACAAUCUCUUCCGAU
Molecule: messenger RNA, 255 nt
Organism: Cooperia oncophora
Lineage: Eukaryota; Metazoa; Nematoda; Chromadorea; Rhabditida; Trichostrongylidae
Source: the annotation of a GenBank genome assembly